AUGACCAAGUUCCAGGAAGCAGUGACAUUCAAGGACGUGGCUGUGGUCUUCUCUGAGGAGGAGCUGGGGCUGCUGGACUCCCACCAGAGGAGGCUGUACCGCGACGUGAUGCUGGAGAACUUCCGGAACCUGCUCUCUGUGGGGCUUCAACCCUGCAAGCCAGACCUGAUAUCCCAGUUGGAGAGAGAAGAAAAGCUUUUGGUGAUGGAGACAGAAACCCAAAGAAAUGGCAAGAGUCAACAUAAGGAGCAUAUUCAAGAAGUGGGAUUAAACUACCUUUCUCCCAGAGAGCUUUCCCCCUGGCAGAACUGGCAACACAAUGCAAGUGGAUUAACCAGGGUCCAUACCGGGGAGGAACCCCACGAAUAUGAGGAGAAUGGGUAUGUCUUUGAUCAGAGCUCAUGUCUUCAAGUUCAUCAGAAAAUCCACACUGAAGAGAAACUAUACACAGGUGUGGAGUGUGGGAAGCGCUUCAUUUGUAGUUCAAAUCUUAAUAUUCAGCAUAAAGUUAACUUGGAAGAAAAUCUCUGUAAUUCUGAGGAGGUUGAUAAUGACUUCAGUCUGGCCUCACAUUUUCAGGACCUUCAGAUAGUCCACACUGGAGAACAACCAUACAAACAUUAUGCAUGUGAUAACAGCUUCAGUCGAAUUUCGUGUCUUCAGGAUCAUCAGAGAGUUGACACUGGAGAGAAGCCAUAUAAAUGCAAUGCAUGUGGUAAAGGCUUCAGUCAUAAAUCAGUUCUUAAAGUUCACCAGAGAGUCCACACAGGAGAGAAACCUUAUAAAUGUGAGGAGUGCAGUAAGGAGUUCAGCCGGAGUUCAUAUCUUCAAGCUCAUCAGAGAAUCCACACUGGAGAAAAGCCAUACAAAUGUGAGGAGUGUGGGAAGGGAUUCAGUCGGAAUUCAUACCUUCAAGGCCAUCAGAGAGUCCACACUGGAGAAAAGCCAUACAAGUGUGAGGAGUGUGGGAAAGGCUUCAGUCGGAGUUCACACCUUCAAGGCCAUCAGAGAGUCCACACUGGAGAAAAACCAUACAAAUGUGAAGAGUGUGGGAAGGGCUUCAGUUGGAACUUUAAUCUUCAAAUUCAUCACCGGGUUCACACAGGAGAGAAACCUUAUAAAUGUGGAGAAUGUGGGAAGGGCUUCAGUAAGGCCUCAACUCUUCUGGCCCAUGAGAGAGUCCACACAGGAGAGAAGCCAUAUCAAUGCGAUGAGUGUGGUAAGAGCUUCAGUCAGAGAUCAUACCUUCAAAGUCAUCAGAGUGUUCAUACUGGAGAGAGACCAUAUAUAUGUGAGGUAUGUGGGAAGGGCUUCAGUCAGAGAGCAUAUCUUCAAGGCCAUCAGAGAGUUCACACAAGAGUGAAGCCAUAUAAAUGUGAGCUGUGUGGGAAGGGGUUUAGUCAGAGUUCACGCCUUGAAGUACAUCGGAGGGUCCACACAGGAGGGAAACCAUACAAAUGUGAUGUGUGUGCAAAGGGCUUCAGUGAGAGUUCACGCCUUCAAGCACAUCAGAGGGUCCACACAGAAGGAAGGCCCUAUAAGUGUGAGCAAUGUGGUAAGGGUUUCAGUGGGUAUUCAAGUCUUCAAGCCCAUCACAGAGUCCACACUGGGGAGAAACCAUACAAAUGUGAGGUGUGCGGAAAGGGCUUCAGUCAGAGAUCCAACCUUCAAGCUCAUCGAAGAGUCCACACAGGAGAGAAACCAUUUGAGUGUGAAGCCUGUGGUAAGGGUUUCCGUUGGAGCUCAGGUCUUCUAAUUCAUCAAAGAGUUCAUAGUGAUAAAUUCUAUACAAGUGAAGAGUGCAAUAAGGAUUAUCCUUCAUCUAAGAACCCUCAACACAGGAAUGAAGUGCUAUAA
Messenger RNA from Orycteropus afer afer, 1857 nucleotides. NCBI's taxonomy places the organism in Eukaryota, Metazoa, Chordata, Mammalia, Tubulidentata, Orycteropodidae. The record is from RefSeq and is a predicted model, not a curated record.